Messenger RNA from Purpureocillium takamizusanense, 2018 nucleotides. RefSeq lists its product as uncharacterized. Gene Ontology annotation, biological process: regulation of transcription by RNA polymerase II. The coding region runs from base 326 to 1699 and encodes 457 amino acids. The transcript is spliced from 2 exons. Gene Ontology annotation, molecular function: DNA-binding transcription factor activity, RNA polymerase II-specific; protein dimerization activity; RNA polymerase II cis-regulatory region sequence-specific DNA binding. NCBI's taxonomy places the organism in Eukaryota, Fungi, Ascomycota, Sordariomycetes, Hypocreales, Ophiocordycipitaceae. The record is from RefSeq and is a predicted model, not a curated record.
CCUCGAUCACUCCGCGAUCUUCCAUCUCACCUUGCCCUCCUGCCCACUACCCCGGAUUUCCCCAACCCCAAGCAUGUGCUCGUACAUAUUCUAGGCACUCGCGGGCUUUAUUCUUUUUCUCGCAUCAUCAUACCUACCCUCCCUCGUUCGCAUGGCACCGAGCAACAGUAACCGCAGCCCCUCGAUUUUGCAUUCCUUGUGAUCCACCACCAUCAUCGCCAUCAUCAUCACCACCAAAACCACCACCACCACCACUACCACGCCACGACGAACGACACCACCCGACAGACCACCCCUCAGUGCGGCGCGAUACAAAAACGCCCUCAUGCUCGCCGUGCAGCAGGCUCCCAGGAUGGGUUCUUCGCAGCCUGAGUCCGAUCCCUUACUACCCUUCGGCUAUGCCGUUGAUCCGACCCAGGAGGCUCUCUUCGAUGCCCCCGAUCCUGCGCCGGGGGCGCCGCUCCUCAGCGAGACCGACACCAAGUUUCUCAGCUCAUUCUUCGAGGACUUGACGGCCAACCAGUACAACAUGCCUUCCUUUGGCGAGGGCCUCAACUUCAGCGACGCCUGGUUCGAGAUGCCGCCCCAGUUCAUGGGGACGGCGACCUCGUUCGGCCCCCAGUCCGGUCCGCUAGAUUCUUCGGGCGACCAGAGCUACACCAGCAACGGCACCAGCCACAGCAACAGCAACGCCCAGCUCGACCUACAGAGGAUGAUGUCUGGCUCCGGCCUGAUGCCCCCUCCACCACCUCCUCCAUCACAGCCUCCGGCUUUUCAACAACAACACUCCGACGACGUCCUCAGUGCUGCCGCCACCCUUCUACAGAACGGCUCCAACCCUCGGGGCAGCGUCUCGUCCAAGGGCGGGGACUCGCCGCAGUCGAGGCGGCCCGUCGGAUACCCCGUGGGCCAUCUUCGCCACCAGCCACUGGAGGAGUUCAAGGAAGAGAACCGCAAGAGCAGCCUCGUGACGGAGCACGACCACACCUUCACCGAGUGGAUGUGGGGUCCCAAGGAACGGACGCCGGUUCCAAAGGUCAACCUGGGCGAUAUCCAAUGGGGGUCGGAUUCCAACUUCGGCACUCCACAAGGAUACGUCCCCGAGCAACAAAAGGAGUCAGUCGAAUCUCAGCAGCAAACGCAGCUCAAAUGCCUCGAGUGCCUUGAGGUUAACAAGAGCGCUGCUAACACUCGGCCUAGUAGUCCCGGCAAUGCCCGCAGCCCUCUGGACACCAGAGACAGCUCUGACUACAUCAAGCGCGAAGACGACCCUAAUGCGCCGCCACGCAAGAGGCGAAAGAGCAAAAACGUCAAGGAGGCCGCCGACGAGGACGACGAAGACGACAACUCGUCCAAGUCCGGCAAGAAGCGGAAGCCCAGAUCGGAGCGAAACGGAACCUCGCCACUCUCCGAUGCAACAGCAAGCAGCAGGCGGCGCAAGUCUACGGCCAAUGGAGCCAAGCCGCCACGCGAGAACCUUUCCGAGGAGCAAAAGCGAGAGAAUCACAUCAAGAGCGAGCAGAAGCGACGCACUCUGAUCAAGGAGGGCUUUGACGACCUCGGUGACCUCGUUCCCGGCCUCAAGGGCGGCGGCUUCAGCAAGAGCACGACGCUGGCGAUGGCCGCUGAAUGGCUCGAAGACCUCCUCCGGGGCAACAAGGACUUGGCAGCGCAGGUAGCCUCCCUCGGUGGCAGCUGAGAUGGUUGGUCGAUACAUGUUUCCGCUUGAGCGUCUUUUCGUGUUUGAUGGAAGGGGCAACGGGCCCCACGGCUGGAUACCAUGGCGUUUACCACUGGCGGCUUAUGAGGAUGCAUCCCACUUGUGCACGAGAUACCAGGUGGUCGGAUUUUGUUUGGGGGCAGGCGUGCAGAGCUCUACUAUGAUGAUACCUAUGUAAUACUGCACUGGCAUUGGAAGCGACGGAUCUCGUUUCAACAUGUACAAGGAGGCGAGACUGAUGAAGAUGACGGGGCCCACAGUCUGGCACAGGGGGUCAAGAAAUAAAAAGUUGUCUAAG